UGCAGAGUGGUGAGAGGAACACGAGAUGAAUUCAACAAUAUUCACUUAUUUAACACACGAAAAGUAGGACUAUUAAAAGCAUGAUGUAAUCUUAUGAUAGCAUAACUGUCGUAUUGAUUAACCCCUGAGGGCGAAAUUUAUGAAUUACGGAAUAGCUGGACACAUAAAAUCUUAGCCUACUCAGGUAGAGAGUAUUAAACCGCUGAAGAUCUGUCGACAUACCGUGUUGAAAACAUAGAUAAAGAAUUCUUAUAGAGAAAUUAUAUGCAUUUUCUGGAAAGACACUCAACGUACCCUAUGCGUAAAAGACUGUAGGCUACGACGCACAACUAAAAAUGGACCAGCAGAAAACGAUUGAAAGGCAUUUUACAAAAAUGAACAUUAUAUUUGAUGAAGAUUAAAUAUUAGAUCGUUUUCACGAGUUGUUUUUGCAAUACAAAAAAUAACUGCAGCGUGUUAUGUCAAAGACCAGCGUCGGGAGGCACAACCAGUGAUGUAGGAAUCAUAAUCUGCACAACGGACACACCUGUAAUCAACGUCAAUAAAACAUACACGAGGUAACUCUAAACCGGGCCAAUAAAACUCUUAAAUCAUUUAGCCAAUGCAACGUGUUGCAGGGAACAAACAAUAAACAGAUUCAUUUAGGAUAAAUUCUAUUUUGUUGCAUCAGGGGUGGAUACUGGGACGGACCGUUAUUCCCCAGGAGUUGCUCAUUUCCCUCCUCGGCACCAUUCGAGCAAGACAUGUCGCACUGUUUGGGUACCUGUCGUUUCAGCGAUGGCUGUUGACUGUCGGACUUUCGUCAGCUUCCAGCAAUUGUACUGAGUAGAUACAUCAAUUGUUUAAUGAAUGGAAAACGUUUAUCCUGUUAGUAUUUGAAAGAGAGGAGAGAAAAGUUUUGUGCAAACUUUUGGCACCUUCCCUCGGGAACGUCGGUAGUGACCGGAGCUGUCUCGCUUUUUCCCCCUUUCUGUGCGUUUGGAACUUUCUGAAUCAUCCAAAGGAAAGAUGACUCUUCUCUGCACACUGGGGCUCGCAGCGGUCGUGCUUUUCGGAGUGGUAGACAGCAGGGGGAUUCUUGAGGGUCUACAGAGGUAUGGCCCCAUGCCCACCUACUUGCCUGUCAGCUACCAGGUCCUCAACGCCGAGGCAGCCUUCUUUCUGAAGGAGGCCAACCAGGACCUGAUGAGGAACUCCAGCCUGCAGGCCAGGACCGAGCCCUUCUUCAUCCAGCAGGCCCGCCGGAUGCCCUCCAUCAACGCCAGCUAUGGACCCAUGUCUGUCCAGCAAACCAUCCCCCUGGAGCUCCUACAGAGCCCCGGACCCUUCAGUGGACCCUCUUUCACCUCCCCGUCAUCGUCCAUCUCCUCUUCUUCUCCGUCCCUUUUCACCUACAACUGGAAGGUCCAGACUUUCAUCAUCAGUGAGAGGAUCCACCCCAGUUGGCCCAAAGUGCAGGUGUUGUUCUAUGUGGUGGGCAGGGACUGGGAUGACUAUACCACCAUCCACAGGCUUCCCUGUGUCCGGAUGUUUGCCUUCCACGAGACCCAAGAGGUGCGGGGCAUGUGUCGUCUGAAGGGGGAGCUGGGGAUGUGUGUGGCCGAGCUGGAGCCCCUGGCUAGCUGGUUUAACCCCUCUACCGUGAGGCACGGCAGGCAGAGAGCUCCGGAGCAGGCCCAGGGCACCCCUGUGGAGCUCUACUACAUGGUACAGUCCACAGAGACUGGGGAGUGCAGCUCAGAGGACUUACGGAGGGGAAGUUCCAUGCGCACAGAGCACCAGGGGCCCAUGGGGUACUUCUCAGGGCCCACACCCAUGCAGCGUAUCGGGAGCGUGCGUCUGUUCCAGCCCAUGUCAGAGCUAAGGCUAGACAGUAACUUUGUGGUGAUGGUGCCCUCUAGACCAAUCAGACAGAGGGAGACGGUCUCCACCUUCCUGGCUCUCUCCACGCUGUCACCUGUACAGAUCUUCACCCUUAGGGUGAAGUUGAAGGAUGGCGUGGCGUUCUUGGGGGCGCGGGCCAGUAACCCAGUCCUGUGGACGGUGAGUCAGGACGUGAGGAGCGAGGGGCACAGGGUCGUCACUCUCCACUGUCACCGCAAUGAGAACACCUUCGGUCAGAGGCCGGAGGCGGGUUACCAGAGGGUCCUCCAGGUGGAUCUGGAGGUGAACGGGCUACUGGACCCGCUGGGCAGCCGGGUGGUGAUGUGGCAGGUGGAGUACCCUCCUACCCGCUCCCUCACUGAUGAGGUCCAGACCCUCAUCCGCCUGGCACCACAGGACUUGGGUGGCAUUGUGCCACUUGCAAUGGACACUGAGAUUCUGAAUACAGCUGUGCUCACCGGGAGAACAGUUGCCGUGCCAGUAAAGGUGGUCACCGUAGGAACAGAUGGCACAGUUACGGAUGUAACAGAGUCGGUAGAGUGUCGGUCAACCGAUGAAGAGGUGGUCAAGGUGUCGGAUCGUUGUGACUAUGUGUUUGUGAACGGGAAGGAGACGAGGGGGAGGAUGAGGACGGUGCUCAACUUCACCUACAGCUACCUGAGUGCCCAGCUGGAGAUGAGUGUGUGGAUGCCCCACCUCCCCCUGGUCAUCGAUGUGGCUGACCCCGAGCUCAGCCAGAUCAAGGGCUGGAGGGUCCCGGUGGCCGCUGGCAACAAGAGGUAUGAGAGGGUGAGUGCGGGUGAUGAAAGUGACAGUGAGAGGACAGAGAGUGGCUGUGUCCCCCAGUACCAGAGCACCACGGUGCGUGUCCUCACACACUUUGUGGCCCUGGAAGUUGAUGGAAAUGGCCAACAGGACUUCUUGCUGGGCAGUGAUUGGCAGGUGGACGUGACUGACCUGGUCCAGGAUUUACUGAGGGUGGAGGACCAACGUGUGGCCUAUCUACUGGAGGGACAGGUCCUGAUGGGCCUCAACACUGGCACAGCCAAACUACAGGUGAUGUCUCCUCUGUCUGACUCGAUCCUGGCUGAGCGGAUGGUCAGGGUUCUGGAUGAGAAAGUGAGCGUGACAGAGCUGGGAGUGCAGCUGGUGUCUGGCCUCUCUCUGUCCCUCCAGCUCAGCCCAGGGAGUAACAGGGCCAUAGUCGCCACUGCUACCACACAGGAAGUCAUGCAGAAACUCAAACAGGAGUCCCUUAUCAGUGCCUGGCUCCAGUUCAGCGACGGCUCCAUGACCCCUCUGGACCACUACGACCCCGCCCACUUUGUGCUCACAGCAACCUCAUUGGACGAGCAGGUGGUGUCGGUACGGCGCAGCGCGGAGUGGAAGUGGCCGGUCAUUGUGGCAAACGGAGAAGGGCAGGGGUUACUGGUGCGUGUGGAGAUGACAUCAUCAGAGCUCUGCCAGAAGACAAAGCGACGCACCAUUUUGGCAGCCGGGGUGGGAAAUGUCUGCGUUAGGUUUGGCCGCUCUGAGGAGCCAUACAGCCACCCUGGAGGCAAAACACGACCAGACCCGCCCUACUACGGAGGCUCCAUCUCUGACAUUGAGGCUGGGAUCAUGAACCGGGGGGCCACAACAGUCAAGACCCCUAUCCCGGUGAGGCCCAAUGGGGACAGGCUGUCGGCCGACGGAAGAGUCCCUGGGGGGUUCUCUGAGUUCCCUGCCCAGGAAGAGCUGCCGCGGGGCCGCAGCACGGACGAGGAUCUGUUGUCAUCACGCCGCAGCCUCACUGACCUGGAGAUCGGUAUGUACGCACUGCUGGGGGUCUUCUGCCUGGCCAUCCUGGUCUUCCUCAUCAACUGCAUCUCCUACGCCCUCAAGUACCGCCAUAAAGAGCUGCCCUUGGAGGCCCCCGAGGCCAUGCCCCAUGCCCACGACUGGGUGUGGCUUGGCCAGGAGGAGGGCCUGUGUCUGCAGCAGCAGCAGGACGAGCUGGGCAGCACCCUGGAAGAGGGCAGCCAGUUGCUGAACGGCGGUGUUCUGAAGGGCAGUGCCCAGGGAGGCUGCCCGGGAGGCAGGAACGAGUCACUCAACUCACCCACCACCAAGAGGAAGAGGGUCAAAUUUACCACCUUCGCCAACAUCAAGCCCAGUAACGGAUGCCCAGUUCUAAGCCCGCUGGCACUCGGACAGACCAGCGACAUUAAGUGGGUAUGUCCUGACAUCGAGCUGGGGGACUCGCAAGAGCUCCGGAAUUACAUGGAGAGGUUGAACGAGAAUGCUACAAAAAACAUUGUAUAGAGGGCUUGAUUUUUUGUGGACAAAUGAGUAACUCUAACUCACCCGAAUGCCUUCAGAGUAAGAAGGGAGUAAGGGGUGCUUUUUACUGAAACUGGUUGGCACUGUAUCUCGCCAUGACAACAAGACGGAACAUUCCAGCAAGUGUUGUUUCCAUGGUAACUGUUGUAAUAGUUGAUGAUCAUAAAUGAGGUGGGGGGUGGGAAUUGCCAUGACACCACAUUGGAUGUGGGAAUUUGUGAACUUGAAUGUCACUUUAAUUAGUUUAGAUGUCUGUUCCCUUGACUUGAAUUAAAAGAAAAGCUUACAUUGCAUUCAGAAAGUAUUCAGACCCUCUCACUUUUCCCACAUUUUUUACGUUACAUCCUUAUUUUUAAAAUGGAUUAAAUAAUAUUUUUCCUCAUCAAUCUACACACAAUAUCCCAUAAUGACAAAGCAAAAAUAGGUUUUUAGACAUUUUUGCAAAUGUAUUACAAAUAAAAAACAGAAAUACCUUAUUUACAUAAGCAUUCAGAACCUUUGCUAUCAUACUCGAAAUUGAGCUCAGGUACAUCCUGUUUCCAUUGAUCAUUAUUGAGAUGUUUCUACAACUUGAAUGGUGUCCACCUGUGGUAAAUUAAAUUAAUUGGACAUGAUUUGGAAAAGCACACACUUGUCUAUAUAAGGUCCCACAGUUGACAGUGCAUGUCAGAGAAAGAAAAAAACAAUGAGGUCGAAGGAAUUGUCCUUAGAGCUCCGAGACAGGAUUGUGUCGUGGCACAGAUCUGGGGAAGGGUACCAAAAAAAUGUCUGCAACAUUGAAGGUCCCCAAGAACACAGUGGCUUCAAUCAUUCUUAAAUGGAAGAAGUUUGGAACCACCAAGACUCUUCCUAGAGCUGGCUGCCCGGCCAAACUGAGCAAUCGGGGAGAAGGGCCUUGGUCGGGGAAGUGACCAAUAACCCGAUGGUCACUCUGACAGAGCUAUAGAGUUCCUCUGUGGAGAUGGGAGAACCUUCCAGAAGGACAACCAUCUCUGCAGCACUCCAGCAAUCAGGCCUUGAGAGGAUCUGCAGAGAAAAAUGGGAGAAACUCCCGAAAUACAGGUGUGCCAAGCUUGUAGUGUCAUACCCAAGAAGACUCAAGGCUGUAAUUGCUGCCAAACCUGUUUUUGCUUUGUCAUUAUGGGGUAUUGUGGGUAGAUUGAUGAGGGAAAAAACAAUUUAAUACAUUUUGGAAUAAGGCUGUAACGUAACAAAAUGUUGAAAAAGUGAAGGGGUCUGAAUACUUUCCGAAUGCACUGUGUUUCAUUUUGUUAUUAUGCGCGGCUCUCUUUGUUAACUUUUUAAAUCAUGAUUUCCUUAUACUAUUGUACAUGAUGUGGCUGCUUUUUUUCUAGUCAUGCCAUGAAAAUACUUAAAAUCUGUAAAAUAGUCAUAAAAAAUGUACAUUUGUUUUGCGUCUACAUGAAGCUCUCGGAUUUUCUGAUGUUAAGCAAUUAUAGAUUCUAUGAGAAUAGUGUUCAAAGCUAUCAAAGUUGUAAAUAAGUCGAGCAGAAAUACUGGUUUGGAGUACGUGAGACAACAUUUUGUAAAGUAUUCUGUAUUUUUGUACAUAUUUCUUUAGUCUGUCCUUCUUUUUGAGUUACAUUUUUUUCUCCAGAGACCAACAUGCAUGUUAGUGAAAACAAAGCCCAAGCCUGGCUUAGUUCCUGUUGAUCCAUCAGAAUUAAAUGUGUACAUACUGCACAGUCUUCCCUAUGAGACACAUGCAUCUCACACACACCUCCCUGUCAAAGACAUGACAUUCGUUUUAUAGCUGAGCUCCAGGUAUAAUUUUUUUAAUCUUUUUUUUUUUUUUUUUUUCCUUUUUCCUUUUUUUCUCUCCUUUACUUUUUUACUUGUAUUUUCUUUCGUUAUCUGUUUAUUAAUAGAAAGCAACACCAACGUCUCCUCAAUGUUUGUCACAUUAUUUUGUUAUUUUGUUGAUUCACUCAACUGAUUUGAAUAUCUAGUUUAAACCUGUAGCCUACAUGCAGGUUUUCACACUCCUUAUGUCAUUAGUUUAAUUCUGAACCUACAUGACAUGUAAUUGUUGUUGAGCAUAACUUCUGAUAUCUUGUUCUAAUCCCCAUUUUGGAUCUAUUUAUUUCUCUUUCAGAAGGACCAUAAUAACUGCAGAUUAUUACACUAACACUCAGCCAUAAACCCUAAACACACAGUAUAGUUCAGGUGUAUUAUCAUAACUAAUGGUUGGAGUAGAUACGUAUAGUAUCCCAGUGGAGAAAAUUGGUUGAAAUGACAUCAUUACAACCACAAACUGGUUGAAAUAACAUUGUUAUGACAUAAUUUAAACAAUUUGAAUUGUAGUAUAGGGAUAGUAGUAUACAGAUACACUAAACUUCACUUCAAUGACAUGAGCUGCUGAGUUCCAGAUUGAAUAGUAAUCGGCUACAUGGCACAACUCCUGACCCCCCCCCCAUCCCAAUCCCCUCCCUAUCCCUAUUCCCCAUCCCCUCCCUAUCCCUAUUCCCCUCCAUAUCCCCAUCCCCUCCCUAUCCCUAUUCCCCUCCAUAUCCCAAUCCCCUCCCUAUCCCUAUUCCCCUUCAUAUCCCCAUCCCCUCCCUAUCCCUAUUCCCCUUCAUAUCCCCAUCCCCUCCUUUCCCAUCAGUCAGAUCCAUAGAUGUCCAUCCCUUACUGUUUUCAGAAUGGCCUCUGGAUUGAUUAAAACUAAAGGUGAUACCUCUCUC
Molecule: messenger RNA, 6911 nt
Organism: Salvelinus fontinalis (brook trout)
Lineage: Eukaryota; Metazoa; Chordata; Actinopteri; Salmoniformes; Salmonidae
Product: transmembrane protein 132C-like
Exons: 9
Coding region: 1009-4188 (1059 amino acids)
Source: RefSeq, a predicted model, not a curated record